AUGAACAAGCAAAUCGCGGCCGGCCGCAAGCCCGCCGGCCCUUUACCCGAAGGAGCGCCUGGUGUGGGGGACACCUCGUUCGAAGCCCCGCGCGAUGUCCCUACCCUCGGACGCCGUCAUGCCGACCGGGUUGCCUCAUCCCGCGUCAACGACGAUGCUGCCUUCGAUGACGAUGAUGACGCCGCGGACUACGAUUACAACGAGUGCAACGAGGCCUGCGAAGACGACGCGGACUCUGGUGAGGAGCAGGACAAGGGCAUGUCCCCCUCCGAGGAUGAAGUUGACGCCGACGAGGACGCCGAUGCCGACGAAGACGCUCCCGAAGAGGCCCAGCCUGCGUCUCCGGCUCCUCGUCGCGGCCGUGCGUCUGCCGCUGCGGGAACCAAGACUGCUGCUAAGGGCGGGGAACCUCCGCGUGCCGCUGCCAAGACCCGUAACUUGCAUCCUGUUAAGCGGAGCAUGUGGUCCCCCCGCAAGAACACAAUCUUCGUGGCUGAGCGCUGGUUCAUGAAGGACGAGCUCGGGCCCCUCCUCAGGAAGCAGGGCUCUCAGUACUGGGCCCGCCUCGCGCGUCACCUGGAGAAAGAGAAUCCCGGUUGGGUGCGCGGGGUAAACGCGCUUCAGAAGCAGUGGCGCAAUCUUGUGAACAUGUACAAGCAGAUCAAGAAGGGGGAAAAGGCGAGCGGCAAGGGAGCCGUAUGCAAGCCCCCCUGGUACCCGUACAUGGCGCUUUUCAAGAACAACAAGGCGGUGGGCAACCCUCACGCCGUCGACGGUGGCGGUGCGGCACACGUCAACGUGCCGUACGGGUACGAGGUCCCGUCCACUUCGGCGCCCUACAACUCUACGCCGACAUUAACUGAUGAUCUGCAGCUUUUCCUGCAGUGCAAUAGGGCAGACGGCCUCUCCCUAUUUGACCUCACUUCUGGUGCCUCCCCUGCCCCUGCUGCUGAUGCUGACGCCACUGUUCGCUCACAAUGGGCCACACGUGAUGCUGCUGCUCGCCUUGCUGUGCGCCGCCACUUACCGACCACUGAGCGUGCACACUUUAGCCAGUACAAGAGUGCUCAGACCUUGUACGACGCUGUAGUUGCACGCUACUCUUCCCCUGCCACUGCUGCACUGAGCCGCCUCAUGCUACCGUACCUCUUCCCUGACCUUGCUGCCUUUCCCACAGUCGCUGACCUCAUUACGCACCUCCGCACUAGUGACACUCGCUACCGCGCUGCGCUUCCUGCUGAUUUCUGCGCCAAGAACCCCCCCCCCAUGUACAUCACCCUCUACUACAUAGUCACCCGGCUCCCUGACUCUCUUCGGGUAGUCAGGGACCACUUCCUCUCUGUUUGCCCCGCCACUCUCACCGUUGACCUCCUCGAGAAGGCCCUCCUAGCGAUAGAGAAGAGGAUAGUCGCUGUAGGAGCCUCUCGUGGUGACCCUCGCACCCCCGUCUUUGAGAGGUGUUCUCCCUCCCCCCUCUUGCCCUCUGUUGCCUCUGCUGCUACGGCCGACCUCGUUGGUUUCGAGUCGGUCGGCGCUGCGUCUGCACCGAGCGGGAGACACCGCACCAGGAAGGGCAAGGGGGGCAAGGGCACUGGAGGGGCUGGAGGGGGUGGUGGAGGUGGUGGUGGAGGCGGUGGAGGGAGUGGGGGUGGUGGUGGGAGUGGUGCCGGGGUGCGGAGGCCCGCAAUCCACCCAGCGCUGCUUUGGUCGCCGACGGACGCAUGGUGUCGCCAGUUCCCUGAGGCGUCAGAGAUCCCUCGCUGGGGAGAUCUGGCUAAGGCCGGGGUUGCCAUCUUUGAUCUUGACUUUGAUGAUAUCCUUGCUGCCAUGUAUGCUGUUGAUACUAGUGUUGCUAGUGACGGUUACCUGUGUGUACCGCCUGACCCGGGCAUUGAGGCUGCUGCUCUAGGUGCUGGUGAGGCUGCUGCUCUAGGUACUAGUGCGUCUUCUGCCCCGGGUGCCAGUGCGUCUGCCGCCCCAAGUGCUGGUGAGUCUGCUCUCUCAGGUACUACAUCGGCUCAGGCCUUCCACACCUUCACCCUGGACUCGGGUGCGUCCCGCUCCUUCUUUCGAGACCGCACCACUCUUAUGCCGCUUAGUCGGCCGGUUGCAGUCUCCCUGGCAGACCCCUCUGGGGGUCCUAGCUUCUCCACUGUCCUUCCGUGCCCUGCAGCCCCCUCUGGCACCCUGUCUAGUCUCUACCUCCCCUCGUUCUCUACGAACUUGGUGUGUCCCAGGUAG
Closterium sp. NIES-65 is the source of this 2241-nucleotide messenger RNA. Lineage: Eukaryota; Viridiplantae; Streptophyta; Zygnematophyceae; Desmidiales; Closteriaceae. The record is from the annotation of a GenBank genome assembly.